AUGCCAUACAAAAUUGUAAAGACGUUUGAAAAGGGGAACUCAAAACUAUCAGCAGUACCAAGUAAUUGGGAAAAAGAUGGCGUUCUGCACUGGCCCAGAUAUAACGAAAACAAAUUAAGAAGAGUUGAAAGUUCGUAUCCUGAAUAUAACUGGCGAAAAAUUAAUUGCAAAGUGAAGAGAUCUAAUUUCAGUACUAUUCUUGAAGCGGAACAGGAAUUAGACAAAAUGUGUAAGAAGUCUGACACAGAAACAGACACUGAUGAGCAAUAUUAUGUGACAAACCAAAAAGAAAUGAUGUUUAGUCAACUUGUUCAAGAUUGCAUUAUGUAUGAAAAUAUUUCGUCAGUCGGAGCAGUUGAAAUGAAGGAAAAUGAUGUAUUGUGUCAACCUUUUCAAGCAAUAAAUUCAGAAAACUCACUGAUAGCAAUUCAAUCUCCAGUCAUCAAUACAGAUUCCAACGCUCAACAAAAUGUGACUCAACCUGAUGAAGCAACAAAUAUAGAACACACACUAUUAAUCAACAGGCGAAAGACGCGAUCGUUGAGUUUGCGAUGCAUACAGCCGUUGAGAGGAAGUGGCCGAUUCAAAGUCGACAAAUCAUUUUAA
Messenger RNA from Arctia plantaginis, 606 nucleotides. Lineage: Eukaryota; Metazoa; Arthropoda; Insecta; Lepidoptera; Erebidae. The record is from the annotation of a GenBank genome assembly.